AUGCUGGUUUUCUCGUUAUCACAUGCGGAGAUCUCUACCCUAGAUGCCAAUAGAGACAACUGUACAGUCACUGUUGCAAGUCGCUGCAAACCGAUUGAUAUUCACUUGAAGCAGAGCUGUCUGGGAACACCUCUGCCUUACGACUUUACCUCCGACGGUCCAAUUAUUGAUGAUGUCUCCCACUUUGACCUUCAGACCUGGGCCGCAUUAAAGGCUAUUCCCAUGUGCUGGGUCAAACUACAGAUAUUUCUCUGUACCGUCUACGUUCCCGAGUGUCGAAGUGCAGAGACACCAUCGUCAACGGCGGCGAAAAGGGUAACGGCGGAGGUGGAGUACUCACAGGUCGUCUUACCCGAGCGUGGCAUGUGUCUGGCGGUGCGGAAGGCCUGUCCUCUUCUCUUUUCCGGCUACGGAAUCGGUGGACGCAGCCUGCUUGGUGAUGUCGUGCCUCGCUUCCUCCAGUGUGACAUCUACGCUCCUGUCUGUCGGCAGAACAAGUUGCGUCCGAAGAUAUUCGACGCCAACAAGGCGGAAUGCCAGCCACCACUGCUGUCUACCACAAACAGUCGAAAUUGGAUCAAGGGCAUCGCAACAUGCGCCUUUCCAUGUCGCAGUCCUGUCUACCGACCAGAGCACUACACGCUUGCUCGAAAUCUUAUCUUCGCCGCCGCUAUUACUGGCACCCUCGUCAAUGUCUGUGUGCUUUGCACGCUGCGAUUGAUUCGCUCUUCAACUUCCUUCCCAAGACGCAGUGAUGGGGAAGGUGAAAUGGCGCUGCCAAUGUCAACAAUGCAUGCAUCAUGUCGUCGGCUGCCGCACACAGCGCUCACUAUUAUUCACUUGGCCUUUCUCAUUGGUUGUCUGGGCCUCCUGAUGCCGCAUCUACCGGGAGUGGAUGAUGCCGUCGCCUGUCGUGCUGAUGGUAGCGUGCGUGUCGGCGAACCGCAAACUCAAACGGGGUCGCCCAUUCUCUGCGUGAUCUGCUUCAUGUUGGUCUACGUUCCUAUGCUUGCUGUGGCGUUGUGGUCCAAUGUUCUUGACUAUGCCCUCUUCGCUGCAUUCCAUGCCGCCGCUUUGCGUAUUGCUGAUACCGAUGCCGUUGGUUCUGCGGCGAUCGUCUCUACCCCCACUCUUCACCGACGACGCCUUGGCGGCAGUGUAUGGCGCCUUCGACAUUGGCGGUACAAGCAGCCUUCACUCUUAUUACCGCCUGACUCUUGCGAACUCCCUAAAAGGCGGCUUAGGGGUGGUGGUAGUGGUGAUGCGGGCGGAGUGAAUGAAGCCAUGGAGGGCUCCGUGUCGCCCGCUAGUCCUGUUGUUGCUACUGCAACAAUGGGAGCUAUAAAGAGGAGAUUGAGUGCAAUCGAGAUGGAGGAGAAAGUGCCUCGGCCACGUCAACCCUGCAGUCGAAACACCUCAUGGAAGUUGGCUGAGGGUGAUCGCCCUGAGCAUCGAUCACUACCAUUGGUUUGCCACCUCCUCUAUCCCUCUAAGCCCAUUGGUUGCCCACUGGCCAAUCACUUGGAAAUAUCCGGAGGCGACGCGGCGGUUGGUCAACGAGCUACCUUUAGCUCAAUGGGAUCACAAAUCACCUGUAUCCACAUCGCUGCUUUUGCUGUACCUGUUGUCUUUGCUCUAAUCAGUCUCACUGCUUCUGUAAUUGAUGGCGAACCGCUUUCGGGUCUUUGCAUGGUGGGAAUCCGCACUCUCUGGGCCUACUGCGCCAUGGUGGUAACCCCGCUGGUGCUUUGCCUCCUUCUCAAAGUGAUCUACCUCAGUAGGGCAAUGCGAUCGAUGUGGCAGUUGCGUGGGUACCUCGUUGUCGCUUCCUAUGCCCCGGUAGACAGGGAAAUGGCGCACCGACUAACAAUGUGCUUUCGUGCUUACGUGAUAUACAUUCUCACACUGACGGCACUUUUGGCAUUUUCUGCGGGAGUUCAUGCCUACGCCUACGUGGAGGAGCCCAAAUGGUUUGAAACUCAGCGGUUAUUUCUAUUUUGCCAACUACGACAUCGGCUAAUGGGCCUAGGUGGCGUGGCAGGCUCAUCGGGUUGUCGAACACCGUUUACAACGGACCUCUGUCUUUUUGAUUCCUCUCCACCUCAUCCUCUCAACACUACUGCAGCUCCUGUCACAUCUGCGACCACUUCUGGACUUCGUAUUCGUCGCGAAGACAAUCAAAUUGCGUCUUCCUCGGCCUCCAUACCUUCUGAAGAGGACUCCGAUGCUUCCGCGUCAGGACGUCCCUUCACAGGUCCGAUCCUGUUGAACCUUUUCACCUACCUCAUGUCGAAUCUUGUAUUCGCGUCCAUGUGUCUCCUGGAUAGCUCUGUUAAACACGAGUGGCUCAGUCUUCUACGCAGAGUUGUUUCAUUUCUCACCGCCUGUCCAACAAAGUCCAUGGGAAGUAAGCGUUCUUCUUCUUCACAAAUGGUUGUCAACAAAUCUGCGAAUUUCCAUCUGCCCCCCACGUUUUCCUGGUGGGAUCCGGGCAUUUUCUUUCAUGACUACGAGCCUAUGCCGCUGGAGAAGGAGGUCAGUGCAGACAAUGGCUCUAUCACUGUGGCUGGCGGAAGCGGGAUUGUUGCAACCAAGGCUGUUGCCACUUCAGAUGUCUCCUGUGGAUGCAACCGACGCUACUCCUCAUCCACAAAUGAUGAAAGUUGGGUAAUGUCUUCCAUCGGGGCAACAAACGCAGCUUUGGCCUUUCGCGGAGCUGGUGGAAAUACCUCCUCUGUUGUCAGUAGUAACGCAGCCGCGACUACAGCAGUAGCGUUGGCAGCUACAAAACCUAUUCACAAAUCGAACUCCCUCACCUCCUCUCAAUCUCUCUUCACGGCUCAUCAUGGACACAAGUCAAGAUCUUCAGCCCGAGGUGCCCUCUUUAAUCCCUUCUCCACCAUUCAGAGGGAGGAGGACGUUGCGGCUACUCUUGAACGUAAUUUGGCCGAGCUGGGUUUGAUUAAAAUAUGCUUUUUCCAAGGUCGUCGACGCCUCGUCUCGCGGUCUUACUCCACCCUCGGCCUUGCAGGUGGCAGUGGUGGUGGCGAGCGUCGGAGUUUGAACAGCCUCCUUCUUCAUCGCGCCGCUUCUUCGCCUACAAAUUCUAGCAACGGGAAGCGCGUCUGUGGCGUUGGUCCUGGUGGUCGUAGUCAACAAAACCUCUCCAUCGAAUCACUUUCUCGUCUCUACGCAGCUGCGGCUGCUAUGGAGCUGGAGAGGAGUAAAAAAAGUGGGUCUCUGGCUGUUUUUAGGUUUUAUGUCCCCACUGUUAUUUUCCACGGUGUCACGUCCCUCUGCCUGUUCUUUGUUCCAAAAGUCAUGGACGGGGGUUCACAAUGCUUUGGACACGCACCACGCGGUUCUAUGGCCACCUCUUGGGCACGUCGAGGUGGAACAACUUCCCGGCUCUCACUGGCUAGUUCAUCGGGUGCUGAGUCAUACAACUCCUUCCAACUCCUCGCUGAGCAGGCAGGUGCAACAUGGCGUGAACUCUGGCGUACUCGUCUUCUUCUCAUUGAUGCAUUGCACUGGGCACAGUCAGCUGCUGCCGCCUCCGCUAACGAAAACCCUCCUCCUCCACCUCCUCCUCCUCCACCACAGUCGUCCGACCAGCAACAACAACAGCUGAUAGCUGCGACGUCAAUGAUGAUGGCAUAUUUAAUGGGUCAACAGCAACAACAACAGCAACCUGUGGGGGCAGAGACGAGUUGUGGCGGAGGUGGAGAGAGGACGCCAGAUUCUGUCAUGAUGGCUGCCAUCAUGGCAGCCACAGCGGCUGCACAGGCAGCCAUGAAACAGGGUGGACUUCCACAAAAUAGUGCUGCGUCUAGUCUACUGCCUCCCAUUCCUACCCUUUCUACCACCUCACAGAUGCCGCAUUAUGAGGUACCACUAGCAGCUGCACCCUACUCCACACCAAAAGCCUGUCAGCCGGGUAUUCUUGCCGAGCAUCACCAUCUCCACCAUCAACCUCGUUCAACAAACACAGUAUUAACAACAGGCGCAACCAUAAGAGGCUUUCGACAAGACGUUGUCUGCCAUCUAGAUGCCUCGGCGUCUGCGGGUGUCGCCUCCCCACCGCAUCUGCUGCAUCCACUAAUACAACAGCAACAACGAUCUCCUUGGAGCCUUUCGCAUCACCACCCAUCGCAGCCAAUGCCGGCAUCUGGAGGUGGUGGUGGUGGUGGGGGUGGUGUUUGGGCUGCCUCUACCACCUCACCAGGUCUUACUCACUUUUCGGUGCCUGUCGUUCCGCCCUACGCCUUUGUACCGCCUCCACCGCCCCACAUAAUGCCCCCGCCAGCCACUGUCAGCACGAAUCCGAACCCGGAACGCGGAAGUUGUGUCGAAGGUGACGAGGACGAUGGCGAUGACGACGACGAAGAGGGCUCUGAUGCCUUUGACUCGGAGGACGAAGUGAUGUCGACCAGCGGUGAAGAGGCCACAGAGGCGAUAGGAGCGGCUGAGCGCCGUCGAUUGCACCGAAGUGGAGCAGAGGCCUCGACAACAGACGAAUACUGGGACGCCUUUCCUACUCCUGAGGGUCAGCCGAGCUGCGCAGCCGCUCCGCCUCCGCCGCCUGACGCCGAUGCUGACGACGUCUCCAGUGUCAGUCAGAGCGCCAGUCAAGUAGUCGUCGCUACGGUGCAUGGCGAGACGGAGGAGGUCGAAACCGAUGCUACAGGUGAAAAAUCCCCUCCAAAGCCCUGA
Hydatigera taeniaeformis is the source of this 4713-nucleotide messenger RNA. The record is from the annotation of a GenBank genome assembly. NCBI's taxonomy places the organism in Eukaryota, Metazoa, Platyhelminthes, Cestoda, Cyclophyllidea, Taeniidae.